Penaeus vannamei (Pacific white shrimp) is the source of this 539-nucleotide messenger RNA. NCBI's taxonomy places the organism in Eukaryota, Metazoa, Arthropoda, Malacostraca, Decapoda, Penaeidae. The record is from RefSeq and is a predicted model, not a curated record.
AUGUGCACAUCACGCAUCGGCAACAAGCAUGAAGCUCAUGUGUCAGUGUGCAUGGACAGACAGCGGCACCUCUGGCCAUACUCGAGUCUCAGUCAAUCACAGGCUUUAUUUGGCUGUGAAAUUGCACUGAAUGGUCAGAAGUGCCGCUGGCUUUACGUGGAAAUGAUGUUAUAUGUGCUGAGGCAUCCCGCUGCCGCCGGCGCCUCCGUGGAAGCCCUGCGUCAGCACCUCCGCCGAAUAGACCUGUCCUUCUCGGAGCGGCUUGACAAUCCUGCAGCUCGCGGUGGGGGCUGGCAGGCUGCAGAGCAACCAGGAAUUGGUCGCCGUGCUGAGAAAGUUCCUCGAUUCACACCUUGUACCUACGCCGCCCGUCAGGAGACUCUGACGCCGAGGGCCGCCCGCGCGCCCGUAGGCCCCUCGCCCUCGGCUCCUCCGUGGCGCAGUUCGGCUGAAAUUCCCGGUCCCUUCAUUCCUGAGUGCCCGCAGAAGGCCUCGGCCCAACCCUUCAGCGACUAAGUGAAACCCUUCAACAUUAUGCA